Molecule: messenger RNA, 971 nt
Organism: Vicugna pacos (alpaca)
Lineage: Eukaryota; Metazoa; Chordata; Mammalia; Artiodactyla; Camelidae
Source: RefSeq, a predicted model, not a curated record
GGGAGGCCUGAAGAACCCGCUUCCGGAGAAAGGGAACUGGAGCUGCAGAACGCUCAUCCUUGCAUUUAGGGGAUGGAGGAGGGCCGAGCAUAGUGUCAUGUACCGCUAGGGUCACUGGACUUAGGAAAGAGCAAUUACUGAGGUGUGAAAGGGUGGCCCACAGAGUAGAUACUUUUAUCAGGGUAACAAUUUAGGAGUGGCUGCCCCUCCCCCAUGUUUAAAGGUCUAGUGGCCGAGGGGAUCGGCAGGGGACCAUGUAUGGAUGUAUAGAACUGCGAGGGGUCAGAACUGAGUCAUGGGAGCUCUGGGCCCUGAACCCGCCUCCAGCUAGGUCCCGGAAGGCACUGCGCGGGAAGAGGCCGCCGCGUUUGCUGGAGCCGCUGAAGGAUGUGGUGCUGAUUGAGGGCAGCGCGGCCAAGCUGACUUACCGCUUCGGCUUUCCCGGACCCGUUCAUCCACUGGAGCAAGGAUGGCAAGGAGCUGCGCGACGGGCCCAAGUAUCGCUAUGUCUUCAGAGACCCGAACGUAGUCGCACUGGUGUCCCGGCGAAGACUCAGAAGGGACCGAAUGACACAAAGGCAUGCAAAGUCACCACGGUUACGCUGACUGCAGAGAUCUUGGGCGAGCCUGCGCCGGACGUGGGCUGGACCAAGGACGGCGAAGACAUCGAGGAGGACGCCAGGGGAGGGUGGGGACCUGCUGCAAGGAUAGCGCCUGGAGCCAGAGCUUGGGCGGCACAGGGCCCAGAAACGCAGGAGUGGGACGGGGGCGGGAAAAUGGGAGGCGAAGAACAGAGCUGGCUAAUUACUCCUGCCCAGGUCGCGCGUAAACUGAUUCGAGGUCCUGCCAUCCCCCUCUUCCCCGCUAGAGUUUUCUUCGGUAAUCAGCAGCACCACCACGACGCUGACCAGCCGCCGGGCCACGACCAAAGACAGCGGCAAGUACGAAGUGUAUGUGGAGAACAGCCUGAG